Molecule: messenger RNA, 1720 nt
Organism: Pelmatolapia mariae (spotted tilapia)
Lineage: Eukaryota; Metazoa; Chordata; Actinopteri; Cichliformes; Cichlidae
Product: H-2 class I histocompatibility antigen, Q9 alpha chain-like
Exons: 7
Coding region: 113-1228 (371 amino acids)
Biological process (GO): immune response
Cellular component (GO): external side of plasma membrane
Source: RefSeq, a predicted model, not a curated record
CAGCCAUCUUCUGAGACGACCACUUUCGGCAAGAAAUUUCUCGACUAUGGAGAAGUUACAGUAAUUACCGAGCCUGUUCGUUUUCUCUUCUCAUUUCUGUUUCACAUUAAAAAUGAGGGCGAUUAUUCUGCUCCUCCUCUUCUGCUGCGCAGUGUGUGUGUCUGCAGUCACCCGCUCUCUGCAGUAUUUCUACAUUGGAUCUUCUGAGGUCCCAAACCUCCCAGAGUUUGUGGUUUUUGGGAUGGUUGAUGACGUUCAGAUGAUUCACUAUGACAGUAACACCAGGAGAGCUGUGCCCAAACAGGACUGGAUGAGCAAAGUCACAGGACAUGAUCCACAGUACUGGGACACAGAGAGUAGAGGGUUCAGUAAUGCUGAGCAGGUGUUCAGAAACAACACUGAAAUUGCAAAGCACCGCUUCAAUCAAACUGGAGGUAUCCACGUUGUCCAGUUAAUGUAUGGCUGUGAAUGGGAUGAUGAGUUUGAAGAUAUUCAAGGAUAUUACCAAUACGGCUAUGAUGGAGAAGACUUCAUAACAUUUGACGUAAACACGGAGACAUGGAUCACUCCAGUACCUCAGGCUGUCAUCACCAAAAAUAAGUGGGAUCGGGAUGCAGAUGGGAAUACAAAGAGGACAAAGUACUUAACUCAGGACUGUGUUGACUGGCUGAAGAAAUAUGUGGACUAUGGUCAGGAAAGUCUGAUAAGAACAGUCCUUCCCUCAGUGUCUCUCCUCCAGAAGACUCCCUCCUCUCCAGUCAUCUGCCACGCUACAGGUUUCUAUCCUUACAGAGCUGAGAUGGUCUGGAGGAAAGAUGGAGUGGAGAUUCAUGAGGGUGUGUACAAAGGAGAGAUCCUCACCAACAAUGAUGGGACCUUCCAGAUGAGUGUUUAUCUGGACCUCAGAUCUGUUAUAGCUGAAGACUGGAAGAGAUAUGACUGUGUGUUCCAGCUCUUCGGCGUGAAGGAGGACAUCGUCACCAAACUGGAGAAAGCUUUGAUUAAGACCAGUGAAACCUUACUAGGAUGGUCCAGGGUCACGAUCAUCACAGUCAUUGGAGCUUUUGUUUUCCUCAUUGCUGUAACUGGACUCAUUAUUUAUCGAAAGAAAACUGUGUCCAAGACACCUGGGAAUUCUGCUGAAGAUAUUAUCUGUGACAACGAAGACAGAAAAAGUUUGGAUAAGCUUGUGAGCUUCACCAAGGAAUCUUCAACACUGAACCUCUGAGAAAAAGUUUCUGCUGCAACAGAAGUUAACAAUUUUUCUUCACUGAUUUGAUGCAGUUCUUGUCACAGUCCUGGGUUGGUGACCCAGUAUUUUGUGUAUUAUUAUUAUUAUUAUUAUUAUUGUUGUUGUUGUUAUUCUGUGAUUUAUCUGUUGUAUAUGACUUGUAGUGUUGAUUUCUGUUUUUGUAUUCUAGUUCUUAGGUUUUGUUCUGGUGCUCUUCUGUUUAGUAGGUUUAGUUCUGUGCCCACUGUUUCCUGUUUUACUUUGAAGGUCAAUGUAUUCUGUUUUGCUUCCUCCCCAUCUCGUCUUUGUAAUUAGUGUCAGCCAUGUCUCCCAGGUGGUUGCUCUUUGCCCGUUCCCCUUCUGUAUUUAGUGUUUGCGUGUGUUCCUGUUCGUCAUCGCGUCGUCCCUCAUACUUGCCUGUGUUCUGUUUCAAGCUCAGUUUCUAGCCUUCCCAGUUUAGUUUCUGUUUUGUCUUAUGCCAGCAAUAAA